Messenger RNA from Plenodomus lingam JN3, 1161 nucleotides. The record is from RefSeq and is a predicted model, not a curated record. Lineage: Eukaryota; Fungi; Ascomycota; Dothideomycetes; Pleosporales; Leptosphaeriaceae.
AUGGCAUCCAAAAUUGUCGUCAUUGGCGACGUCAAUGGCCAGUUCAAACCCGUCUUCCAGAAGAUUGGCGCGUUGCAUGCAAAGAACAACUUUGCUUUCGCCAUCGUUGUAGGGAGUUUGUUCGCAGAUCCAAGUGCGGCAGCCGAGACAGACGAUGUCGACGUGCAGUUGCUUGUGGAUGGUAAAAUUGAUGUACCUUUGCCUACGUACUUUGCUCUUGCCAGUCAUUCUCUUCCGCAAGCUGUCAGACAAAAGCUUGCAUCGUCCAACGAUGAAUUGUGCCAUAACCUGUUCUUCUUAGGCAGGCGCACAACUAUAAAGACCUCAGAAGAUCUUCGCAUUGUCGCUUUGGGCGGGCGGUAUGAGCCGAGCUUGGGUGCAGGCCAGUCCAACGACAAGUAUUCGCCUUUCUACAGUGCGACAGAUGCAAACAUUCUUCGCGGAGCGAUGACAGCCGACAUUCUCAUCACUAGUCAGUGGCCAGAGGGUAUUCAAGGACGUUCCAAAGUAGACUUCAGCCCAGAGGUUCCACCAUCAUCCCAACAAUGUAUCGCAGAUCUGGAUGUGGUGCUGAGGCCACGAUAUCAUUUUACAACCUCUGGGACCGCGUUCUACGAACGGGAACCCUUCUUCCACCCGCCAAGCGAGGACACCGACAACCUAUACCCCGUGACUCGCUUCAUCAGCCUGGCGUCCUACGGUAACCACAACAAGCAGAAGUGGAUAUACGCAUUUGCACUUGAACCACAUGCCAGCCAUCCUGUCAUGCCUCCUUCUGGGUCCACGGCUUGCCCACUCACCCUCUCAGAGAAGAAGCGAUUGGCACCGGAGCACCACGAUCAACAUCUGGUGUAUGACGACGGGUCCCGGGGACGUAGAGGGAAUAAGCGGCGGAAGGGUGAGCCGCGAGGUCCCAUCAGAGCCUCUGAAUGCUUCUUCUGCCUUGCAAAUGAGAACAUUGCGACACAUCUCAUCACAUCAAUUGGGGAAAACUCAUACUUGACCACUGCCAAAGGGCCCUUGCCAACCUCACAAACAUUUGUGAAAUUGGGGUUUCCUUGUCAUAUGCUCAUCAUACCGUUCACACAUCAACCAACAUUGGGCUCUAUGGAGGAAGAAGAGCGACAAGCAACAUAUGCCGAGAUGGAAGGUAUCGCGUAG